AUGGUAACCAAGGAUCAUUCAGAUUCAUCGUCAGGUGAAGGAUCACCUGUACCUCUGCCUCAAAACGAACAACCUGGUUUCAUUGGGAUGUUGGUGAAAUCUGUAUUUGAGCCAGGAGCCAAUGCAGCCGUAGUCAUGGCCAUGAAUCUGUCUUUCUUCUUUCUCUUGUUAACCCUCUUCGGAUUGUCCGUCUUGACGCAGUGGAACAAACAUGUCUUAGCUUUGUUGGGCGUAACAGCAUUAUUGUGGGGUGCGAUGAUAUGGUUCGUAUUGGAACUGACAAAAGUACAAACGAGACCUGAUAACAUGCCACCCACGCUUGAUUUGGAUCCAGCCUUAUCCGGGACUGAUCAAGUGGAUCCAGUGGAAGAAAAGAAGAAAGACCGGUAG
Kwoniella shivajii is the source of this 390-nucleotide messenger RNA. RefSeq lists its product as uncharacterized. Lineage: Eukaryota; Fungi; Basidiomycota; Tremellomycetes; Tremellales; Cryptococcaceae. Gene Ontology annotation, cellular component: endoplasmic reticulum membrane. The record is from RefSeq and is a predicted model, not a curated record. The coding region runs from base 1 to 390 and encodes 129 amino acids. Gene Ontology annotation, biological process: vacuolar proton-transporting V-type ATPase complex assembly. The transcript has 4 exons.